Molecule: messenger RNA, 489 nt
Organism: Rhizophagus irregularis DAOM 181602=DAOM 197198
Lineage: Eukaryota; Fungi; Glomeromycota; Glomeromycetes; Glomerales; Glomeraceae
Source: RefSeq, a predicted model, not a curated record
AGUUCAUUACAGGAAAAAUAUCAAGAACCAUGUGUUGUCUUCGCUGGACAUCCGUCAUUACGUAGAAGUGCAGCCAUUAAUUUCAUUAGAAAGUGGGGAAAUAAUUCAAACAAUUCAAUAAUAUUUACAGGUAACAAAUAUACUGAGAGAAAAGAAACCUCAACAUGUUUUGAUUCCUCAAAAGAUUAUAAAAGAAUCGGGAAAUAUAAGGCCAAAUUUACCGAACUCAUUAAUUACUUUAUAUGAGUGUUUAGAUAUCGUUAAUAUUUCUAUUAAUUCACAAUUUGUCAGGACUGUUAUGACAGAAAAUCUUGCUUCAAAUAUUGAAUUGGUUAAUCUUGGAAAAGAUUCGCUAAUAGCAUCAUUGAAUGGAACAAUUAAUAUUCAUAAUACAAAAACAUCAUUAACUUCAGCAGAAAAUCAAUUAAAUCAACAAAGAUAUUAUGGAUGUAGAAUAGACGAAUUUGAAGAAGAUAAGAGAAAUUCAAG